UGUUUUUUUUCAAGCUUCUGUCUGUGUUGUAAAGUGUCACGCCAGAUAUGUACGUAGGGUAUUUGAAGCUUGCAUCUGGGUUCGUUAAGUUCACCACAGGAUUAUUUUACCUUUUGCAAAAGGAGGCGCAAAAUGAAAUCUUGAGGCUGUGUGUAGUCAGAGGAUCAGAGCUUUUCCACGGUCCAAAUGCUUGCUCUGUCCAGAUGUUCAGCCUUGAGGAACGCGCCUUCCGUGCGCUACUCUGUCCCAUCUCUGGGGAGAGUAACCAAAAGCGGACAGCGCUCCACCACAGCCAGGUCCCAGUUUUUAGGAGCACAGUCUGCUCCGUUUCACCAAACUAAUGCCAAUUCUGCCAGUCCUGACCCAAACAAGCCCACUUCAGUGCUGUCCGAGUCUGGGCUGGAGGGGGAUCUGUUUGGGAUGGGGAUGUGGUCGCUGGGUCUGGGGGCUGUAGGAGCCGCCCUGGCUGGCAUCCUUCUGGCCAACACGGAUCUGUGUUUAACUAAACCUGCCAAGGCAUCUUUGGAGUACCUUGAAGAUGCUGACCUGCGCUCCACCACAAGUGAUGACAAGGUCAUCAAAGCAAAGAGCCUGUGGGAGGAGAACGGCGCCGUGGUCAUGGCGGUGCGGCGGCCUGGAUGAUUUUUGUGCAGAGAGGAGGCCUCUGAGCUGUCCUCUCUGAAGCCCCAGCUGGAGGAGCUCGGGGUCCCUCUGGUUGCCGUAGUGAAGGAGAACAUCGGCAGAGAGAUCCAGGACUUCAGACCGCACUUCGCUGGGGAUAUCUAUGUAGACGAAAAGAAGCAUUUCUACGGUCCACUGCAGAGGAAGAUGGGGGGUUUGGGUUUCAUUCGCCUCGGAGUGUGGCAGAACUUCAUACGUGCGUGGAGGUCUGGUUAUGAGGGCAACAUGAGCGGCGAAGGCUUCAUCCUUGGAGGAGUGUUUGUUAUUGGUCCAGGGAACCAGGGAAUUCUCCUGGAGCAUUAUGAGAAGGAAUUUGGCGAUAAGGUGAACAUUGCAGAUGUUCUGGAGGCCGUGAAGAAAAUUCAGCCAGUGACAUAGUUUUCUUUGAAACGAGUGAGAUCAGAACUUAAUUUUGUUUAAAGCUAGAGAAAAACUAAAAAGCAUGUUUAACUUACUGCAGUCAAUUUCCAUCCAUUGCUAGAAUAUUAGAGUAGACCUCUAAUAUUACAAUAUUUGCACAUUCAUUUAAUGUUGAAAUGAAGAUUUGAGCCAUUAAUGUUGUAGGAUUUGUCACUGAUUAUUCCUGUGUUCCUCUGAAGUGAAGUUUUAAAAUUCAGGUAAUAAACAUGUCAGUUUACUUGAAAUCUGCUCUUAUAGAUUCACAUCCUGUGAAUAUGAAUAACUUGAUUAGUAAUAUAGUACCAUGUUAGUGCGUUUUCUUCUUAACCUGCUUUUCCUGUUGAGCACCAUAAACACAAGCCUCCAACAUGGCAGCACGAGCGUGGUCUGUGUGUGAUAAUGACAACUUGACUCCAAACUCAGCACUGAGAAGAGCAGGUUUGAUGCUCAAACACACAGCUUCAGCCUCAGUCACCAUGUUAAGGCGUGUUUAUGCUGCCUGAAGAUGAUGUCAAGUGUUUGUGUGGGCCUGGACACGAGUAGCUACAUACAAUAAAAAUAAUACAUCACCUUCA
This is a messenger RNA of Betta splendens (Siamese fighting fish), 1655 nucleotides long. Its product is annotated as peroxiredoxin-like 2A. The transcript has 7 exons. The record is from RefSeq and is a predicted model, not a curated record. Lineage: Eukaryota; Metazoa; Chordata; Actinopteri; Anabantiformes; Osphronemidae.